UCCUUCCAGUUCUAAUCUUGAGCCAUCCACAAAACAUGUGGUUGGUUCUUAUCUCACAACAGCACCAAUUAUCAUCAUCAUCAUCAUCAUCAUCAUCAUCAACAACAACACUAGACAAAACUCUCCUCUCUUUCCACACCAAUAAUUAAAAAUAUUCCAGAAUCCAAUGGGAGCACAGAGAAACAAACAUGGCAGUAGUCACACAAGCAAUGGAGAAGAACAAGAACAAGACCUGGAGGUUCUGAAAGCUGUGGCACAAGCAUGGCAUGCACAAGCAAGCAUUCCAGGAACAACCAAGGAAUUUGAAGCCCAGAAAAACAGGUUCAAACAGAGACCAUCCAGGUUCAGGAUGGAAGCCAUUAACAUGGCUUCAAAGGAAGGUGCUGAUUCCCACUGGGACUUUGGCCAAUCUUUGUGGGACUCUUAUGAGAUUGUGACACUGUCAAAGAAGCUGGAGGCUAAUCUUUGUGUGGAUGACCCUGUGGUGAUCUGGGCUGAGUCUGGCAGGAGGUGGAAGAGGAGGAGGGAAAGUAGCAAUAGUUUGAGGAAUUUGUUUCAGAGGAUCACUUCUUCUUCUUCAAAGAGAUUGGAUGCUGAUUUUUCUGUCUGAUGAGGCAUAUGGAUGAUGGAGGAAGACUAUUUCUCUUGCUUUUUUUCUGAUUUGUUUCUUGGUUGUUGUUCUUGAUGCAGAUUUCUUUAACUAAUAAGGGGAGAACAUAUGAAAAAUCAAGUUGAUUGUGACUGGAUAUAUAUAUAGUUUGUGUAUCUCAACAUAGUUUUGA
Molecule: messenger RNA, 782 nt
Organism: Dioscorea cayenensis subsp. rotundata (Guinea yam)
Lineage: Eukaryota; Viridiplantae; Streptophyta; Magnoliopsida; Dioscoreales; Dioscoreaceae
Exons: 1
Coding region: 167-610 (147 amino acids)
Source: RefSeq, a predicted model, not a curated record